AUGGCCGAAAAGGCCGUCUGGGAGGUUAUCGGCGGCAAAGACAAGGGCAAGGAGUACAAAGAGCGACUAUCCUUUGCUUCCCUGGUGGAGCAGGUUGAGUUGGUGGGAAAGCGCUUGCACUACAAGCUCUUGACUGGUUCGGGUCCUGAGUCGGGUAAAGCCGCCUAG
Symbiodinium pilosum is the source of this 168-nucleotide messenger RNA. NCBI's taxonomy places the organism in Eukaryota, Dinophyceae, Suessiales, Symbiodiniaceae. The record is from the annotation of a GenBank genome assembly.